AUGGACAUCCAAAAGGUAUGAAGAGUUGCUUUGCAGCCCAUAAUUGUAUCACUAUGAAUUGCCUUUUCUGGGACAAUAAAGGCUUGCUUAACUUGGCCUCAGAAACACUGGGAAACAUCAAGCAGUAGCAGGGUUUUCUCUCAUUCCACGGCCACCCUACAUACUUCAGAGUCCAAGAUCAUCAUCAAUCUCUCUUUGGUUCUCUCCAUCCCUCCAGCCAUCCUUCUCCCAAUCUCUCAUGGAUGUGAAUUUUCCAGAAUUAUUCAAGAAUUCCUGUUUAUCGAACACUACUCCAUUCACAUAUAAUUGAAACUGUCCUAUCCCUAGCCAAAAUCCAGAUUAUCCAGAUUUUCUAUGAAUACAGGAAUAAUUCGAUAUUAAACUGAUUGUGGUAGUAGGCAGAUUAUGCAAUUGUCAUGUAAACACAUUACUCUGCUUAUCUUAAUCGGUGUAAAGUCAAAUUAAAACACCUGGUUUUCUGAGCAAUCGUUGAAAUUGUUAGAACAUGUAAACACCUUAAUCGGCGUUCCAGCUGUGUAUUUGAUCUGCGCAUGUGCCAGCACCGGUAGUUCAAGCCUCCCUCUUUAGCGAGAGUGAAGUGAGUUCGGAAAAACAAAUGAAUGUAUGCGUCUUAGAAAUCUACUGAACAAAAAUAUAAAUGCAACAUGCAACAAUUUCAAAGAUUACAGUUCAUAUGAGUAUAUUAGUCAAUUGAAAGACUCAUUAGGCCAUAAUCUAUGGAUUUCACAUGACUGGGAAUACAGAUAUGCAUCUGUUGGUCACAGAUACCUUUAAAAAAAAAAUGUGGCCUCACAAUGGGCCUCAGGAUCUAGUAACGGUAUUUUUGUGCAUUCAAAUUGCCAUCGAUAAAAUGCAAUUGUGUUCGUUGUCCGUAGCUUAUGCCUGUCCAUACCAUAACCCGACCGCCACCAUGGGGCACUCGUUCACAAUGUUGACAUCAGUAAACCGCUCACCCAUGCCGACGCCAUACACAUGGUCUGCGGUUGCCAAAUUCUCUAAAAUGACGUUGGUAGAGAACUUAACAUUAAAUUAUCUGGCAACAGCUCUGGUGGACAUUCCUGCAGUCAGCAUGCCAAUUGCACGCUCCCUUAAAAAUUGAGACUUCUGUGGCAUUGUGUUGUGUGACAAAACUGCACAUUUUAGAGUGGCCUUUUAUUGUCCCCAGCACAAGGUGCACCUGUGUAGUGAUCAUGCUGUUUAAUCAGUUUCUUGACGUGCCACACCUGUCAGGUUGAUGGAUUAUCUUGGCAAAGGAAAUAUGCUCACUAACAGGGAUGUAAACACAUUUUGUGCACGUAACUUGAGAGAAAUAAGCUUUUUUGUGCGUAUGGAACAUUUCUUUGAUAUUUUAUUUCACUUUAUGAAACAUGGGACCAACACUUUAAUGUUGCAUUUAUAUUAUUUAAAAAUAACAUGGGCGCUGUGGUAGAACAUUUAUUUUGAUUGGCGAGCUUCUGCAUUUAUCAGAGUGCCAUCAGGUAGCCUUAUUUCAUAUGUGUCCAUGUAAACAGGAUUAUUAGGGAAAUCGUUCUUCUUGCAAAGCAUGUAAACUUUUGAAUCUAACUAUUAUAUUAAUCUAUCCACAAUAAUAACAUUAUUGUGUGCAUGUAACCAUACUCUAUGUUGUAGUAAUAAUCUCUGUUGGCUUUUCUCCUCCUCCAUCACUCCAUCCAUCCCUCCUCCGCUCCAUCCAUCACUCCUUCUCUCCAUCCAUCCCUCCUUCCCUUCAUCCCUCUCUCCAGACACAGAGCCUGGUGUCAGAAGCGGCCAGGAAGAAGGAGAGGGACCUGGUGUCCAGGGAGAUCGAACGCCUACGCACGUCCAUCCAGACGGUGUGCCGCAGCGCCCUGCCCCUGGGCAAGAUCAUGGACUACAUCCAGGAGGACAUGGAUGCCAUGCAGAACGAGCUACACACCUGGAGGAGGGAGAACAAGGAGCAUGCACAGGCCCUGCUGCAGGAACAGAGGUUAGAGGGCUACACACACACACACAUAGACACAUACAUACAAACAUACACACACUUUACACACUUUAGUCUGAAGGAGGGAGAAAAAGGGGCAUGCACAGGCCCUGCUGCAGCAACAGAUGUAGAAAACCACCAACACACACUCACACAUUCACCCACACACACACACACAGGACUUGGCGGACAUCACAUGUUGAGGUGUGUGUCAUUUCCAGAGUGACAGACAGCGCGGUGGAGCCUCUGAAGGCCGAGCUAGCCGAGCUGGAGCAGCUGAUCAAGGAGCAGCAGGACAAGAUCUGCGCCGUCAAGUCCAACGUCCUGAAGAAUGAGGAUAAGAUCCAGAAGAUGGUGACCAGCAUCAACUUCUCUUCGCGAACAUGA
Messenger RNA from Coregonus sp. 'balchen', 2368 nucleotides. The record is from the annotation of a GenBank genome assembly. Lineage: Eukaryota; Metazoa; Chordata; Actinopteri; Salmoniformes; Salmonidae.